AACCAGCUUCCUGUACAGCUGAAAGUCAGCAUCACCGCCACUCCUCCCAAUAGGAAGUGCGCAUCCCGGAUAGCUAGCUGGCUAGCUGGACUCAGUGUCACGAUGGCAGUUAACCUCAGCAAAAAUGGUCCUGCAUUAACAGCUGCAUUUAAAGAAGUGGUAGAUGAAAAAUCCACUACCAACUGGGCCUUGUUCACCUAUGAGGGAAACAGUAAUGAUAUCCGCCUGGCAGAAAAGGGGGAUGGAGGACUGGAAGAGCUGGUUGAAGAACUGAACAGUGGAAAAGUGAUGUAUGCCUUCUGCCGAGUACAGGAUCCAAAUUCUGGUCUGCCUAAAUAUGUCCUCAUCAACUGGACUGGAGAAGGAGUAAAGGACGCCAGGAAGGGAAUAUGUGCAAAUCAUGUCAGCGCCAUGGCCAAUUUUCUUAAGGGGGCCCAUGUCACAGUAAACGCCAGAGCAGAUGAGGACGUGGAACCUGAGGUGAUCAUGCAAAAGGUGGCCAAAGCUUCAGGAGCGAACUACAGCUUCCACAAAGAACCUUCCAGCCGAUUCCAGGACAGCGGCCCACAGGGUCCCGUGGGCUCGGUGUACCAGAAGACCAACGCUGUGUCGGAAAUCAGAAAGACCAACAAAGACAACUUCUGGGCUCAGGCAGAGAAAGAAGAGGAGAAACGUCGCCAGGAGGAAAGGCGCAAGGCAGAGGAGGAUCGCCAGCAGCUGGAGAGAGACAGGAAAGACAGAGAGGCCAAGGAGGCAGCGCAGAGGGACAAAAGGGACAAGGAGAGGGCCACUCAAAUUGAGCAGAACAAGAAGUAUCAGCAGCAACAGGACUCUGGGAGUAAAGAGCAGGAGAAACAACGCUGGGAGGAGCAGGAGGAGGACCAGGCAGUCCAGAAGAAAGCAGUCAAGAGAGGUGAAUCUGUGGAAAAGGCCAACGAGGCAGCUUCUCUCAUCUCUCAGCGUGCUGUAAACCCCAGAGAGAUGUUCAAGCAGAGAGAGAGGGGAAUAACUCCCAGUGACUCAGACCCCCCCUCUGCUGCCCCUGCUAGCCCUCAGCCAGGGCGCCUGCAAAGCCCUUUUCUGUCUAAGCCAGUGUAUGAAAGUGAGCGAGCCAGCUCACCUCAGCGCCAAGCUUCUCCUGUGCCAGCAGGCUCCGCCUCUCCUGUCCGUGCCACAGAGCCAGAUGUGGUUGAUGGACAGUCCAGGUGUGAGUAUGAUGAGGAGGAGGCGGCGACCCCCCAGGAGCAGAUGAAAGAGGAAUCACCAGCUGCCAACUCCCAUGUCCAAGAGGCCGUUUAUGAAGAGCCCGCUCAGGUGGAGGAGAAUAACUAUGAGGUGACUGCUGAGGAGACCUCAGACAGAGGCGUCUGUGCCAGAGCCUUAUAUGAUUAUCAGGCUGCCGACGACACAGAGAUCUCAUUCGAUCCCGACGAUAUCAUCACGGGGAUCGAGAUGAUCGACGAGGGCUGGUGGCGAGGCUACAGCCCAGACGGCCAUUUUGGAAUGUUCCCUGCCAAUUACGUGGAACUAAUCUAGCACCCCCACCCCCAAAUGAUCACACUGGCAGCCCCACAGGACCUCUGCAGUAAAACAACACACAGCAAAGUUACUCCUCGCACACAAGUGAGCUGAUCAGGCUGAAACGGAGCACAUGCUCCUCCCCAUCAUGGACCAAUGAACGGAUGGUAAUGCUGGGCCAGAAGCUUUUGAAGUAUUUCCUCAUUUCAAGGAAGCAAUUCCAAUAAAUUGUUGAUGUUGUAAGCAACCGAUGGCAUAGUUUAGGGAUUUGUGAAGACCCAUAGGUCAUCCAGAACUCCCUUCCACUCCCCCAAAUACAUCUCUUACCUAUAAAUGUGAUGCAGUACAAUAGCAGCCUUUUGUUAAGUCUUAAAAUCAAUUGUGAGCAUUAAAAGCACUUCUAGUUAGCAUUCCUUACAGUGACUUCAGUUCUAUUUCAGGUAUAAUUUUGUUGUUACUUGUAGCAAAUGCUCCUGUACAUUUCAGGAAGGGGUGGCGGGGGAAAAAAAAAAAAAAAAAAUCAAAGAUGGCGGUACAGUAUAAUCUUUUGCCUUGUUUUUGCCUUUCUUUACCGUCAGACUGAAUUUUCUUUUUUUUUUUUUUAUGUGAUUGAACUUACAUCCUGUGUGACUUUCAAACCAUGUUUUAGUACUGAUCUGACUGGUAGUUAAAGUGAAUAUUUAAAACAAACAAACAGACGAUGCUUGCUGUGCUCUGGGUGGUCGAUGUUAGUGGGGAAUGCAUAAAACGGUUCCCUUUAACUCACUUUAUAAUGGUUGUCUUCAUUUCAAGUCCUUCGUCAUCUGAACCAGAUUAUUUCAACAUAUUUAACUUUUCAGGGACAAGUUGAAGAGAAGAAAGCAUAAGUCGGCAUUAUUUUUCUUUUUUCUUUGGAUCUCGCUGGUCUGAGGUUGAUUUUGAGUGUACAACAGAUCUCUAAUAAGUAAUAUGGGGUGUUAUGGUGCCAUAAUGAGGAGCAGUGAUUGGUGACAUUUUAAUUGAACAUUUAAACAGUUUGACAUCAGAAUUUAUGCCAAGUUCGCUGUUUUUAUAAAAUAACAAAAUGAUUGCUCUUUGAAGCUUUUAGGUCAGUCGACAAAUGAGUUGGUCAUGAAUAGGAAUAGGGCAUCGUGUAUCCAUUGCAUUCUUCAUGUUUAUUUUUUCCAGAUUCUAUUGUAAUGCACAGACAUUCUUCAUAAUAAAAUAAAUAAACAACC
Micropterus salmoides (largemouth bass) is the source of this 2735-nucleotide messenger RNA. It is a transcript of the gene dbnlb, whose product is annotated as drebrin-like b. Gene Ontology annotation, biological process: positive regulation of dendritic spine morphogenesis; positive regulation of axon extension; postsynaptic actin cytoskeleton organization. Gene Ontology annotation, cellular component: site of polarized growth; plasma membrane; postsynaptic density. Bases 103 to 1536 code for a protein of 477 amino acids. NCBI's taxonomy places the organism in Eukaryota, Metazoa, Chordata, Actinopteri, Centrarchiformes, Centrarchidae. The record is from RefSeq and is a predicted model, not a curated record. The transcript has 15 exons. Gene Ontology annotation, molecular function: actin filament binding.